Messenger RNA from Prunus armeniaca (apricot), 225 nucleotides. The record is from the annotation of a GenBank genome assembly. NCBI's taxonomy places the organism in Eukaryota, Viridiplantae, Streptophyta, Magnoliopsida, Rosales, Rosaceae.
AUGGAUGAGUUUGGUGUCUUAACCGAACAAUAUGGGUUGAAGCCCCAAGGAAAAUCGGCUCCAAUGGCAGCAUCCAAACGAUCCACAAGCACCAACGGCACCCAAGCCUGGAGUUCAAACAAAGGGAAAUCGGGUGGAUGGGGUCUGGGUUGUUGGAUUCGUUUGGGGGGGGGUUGCCGGCUAGGGUGGGGGCAGCUGGUGGUCAUGGGAAUGGGGGGAGCGUAG